AUUUUUUGUAUAUUUAUUAUUGAACAGGUUUAUUCUUUUGCACAUAUUGUUAUAUUGUUUGUAUUAUCAUUGUUUAAAUAAAUGUGGGGAUGGGGCACUAUCAGUAAAACUCGCCUAGGGCACCAAAUGGUCUAGGACCGCCCCUGUCCCCUUGUAUGACGUAACACAGACAAACAGGAAACUCCACAUUUUAGUCCUCCUCUUCCUCCUUCCUACGAAGACUCAGAUUAUGAGAGAUAAACAGUAAGUUUCACAACAGAACCACAACAUCCACCGAGGAAAGCUGCAGGAAGGAAACACUGGAUUUACUGGAAUACUGAAUACUUCAACCUGCUGCUGAGUUCACUGAGUGAACUGAAGACUCAAAGUGAAAGUAACUUUCAAGGUGACCGACUUCCUGUCUGCUCGCUCCGUUUUCAGCUUCACUCAGAGACAAAAUGUCUUCCCGAUCAGAGGAGGAUCUCUCCUGUCCUGUCUGCCAUGACAUAUUUAAAGACCCUGUUGUUCUGUCAUGCAGCCACAGCUUCUGUAAAGACUGUCUGCAGACAUGGUGGAGAGGGAAACAAAGACGUACAUGUCCGUGCUGUAAGACCAGCCAGACAAAUAGUGAUCCACCCCGCAACCUGGUGUUAAAGAACCUGUGUGAGGCCUUCUUACUGGAGAGAGAUCAGAGACGUUCAGCAGGAUCUGAGGCUCUCUGCAGUCUGCACUCUGAGAAACUCAAACUCUUCUGUCUGGAGCAUCAGCAGCUAGUGUGUCUCGUCUGCAGAGAUUCAAAAAUACACAACAACCACAGUUUCAGACCCAUCGAUGAAGCUACACAGGAUCACAGAGAGGAACUCAAGAAAAUCCUGAAGCCCUUUAAAGAGAAAGUGAAACUGUUUGAACAAGUUAAAGCAAACUGUGAUCAAACAGCAGAACACAUUAAGGUUCAGGCUGAACACACAGAGAGGCAGAUUAAGGAGCAGUUUAAGAAGCUUCAUCAGUUUCUACGAGAGGAAGAGGAGGCCAGGAUCAUUGCUCUGAGGAAGGAAGAGAAGCAGAAGAGUCAGAAGAUGAAGGAGCAGAUGGAGGCUCUGAGCAGAGAGAUAGCAGCUCUUUCAGGCACAGUCAGAGCCACAGAGGAGGAGCUGAGAGCUGAAGACGUCUCAUUCCUGCAGAACUACAAGGCUGCAGUGAAAAGAGUCCAGCAGCGCCCCCUGCUGGAGGAUCCACAGCUGGUCUCAGGAGCUCUGAUAGACGUGGCCAAACACCUGGGCAACCUGACCUUCAACAUCUGGAACAAGAUGAAGGAGAUGGUCUCCUACACUCCUGUGAUUCUGGAUCCAAACACUGCCGACCCAGAACUCAUCCUGUCUGAAGAUCUGAUCAGUGUGAGAUAUGGAGAGAAGCAGAGGCUUCCUCAAAACCCGAAGAGGACCAAAUUCUCCUGCUCCGUCCACAGCUCUGAGGGCUUUAACUCAGGGGCUCACAGCUGGGAUGUCGAGGUUGGAGACAACAAGGACUGGGAGCUCGGCAUGUUGGGAGAAUACAUCAAGACCGACGGACGCCUCCAGUCUGGAUUGUGGAGGAUUUUGUUCUCUAACGGUAAAUUCACAGUGUUCUCCACAUCCAAACCAGAGAGAGAUCUGACGGUGAAGACGAAGCUCCAGAGGAUCCGAGUUCAUCUGGACUUUGACAAAGGAAAACUGUCGUUCUCUGAUCUUGAUACUGACACACACAUACACACCUUCACACACACCUUCACAGACACCCUGUUUCCGUACAUUUACACUGAGAGUCGUGUCCCGCUGAAGAUUUUACCAGUGAAGGUUUCUGUGACGGUGGAAAAGGUCCAAUAGAGAUUAUUAUGAUGAAGAUGAUCUGUCACAGUGAUCGUUUAUUAAGGUAUCUUUUAUUGAUUAAUAUCUCUGGUUGCAUUAGACCUCUGUGUAUAAAUGAGAAUGGGCUGUUUUAUGUUGGAUUUACAGGAUUAAUGCAUCAGUGUGAUGGAGUAUUCUGAUUUAAUUCUUAUUAUUAAGCUAAUAAAACUACUGGGAUGUCAGGAUAUAUUGGUAUGGAACGAUGGGAAGUCUGGAUAAGGACGCAUCGUAAUGUACACGUACACAUUGUAGUUAUUAAAAGCAUCAGAAACGUAUAGGAGAAAAUUAACCAUGCUUUUUAAUGCUUUUACACAGUUUUAUCUAUAGUUUCUUAAAUAAGUUUCCAAGUAAAUUACUAUGUAUUUAGUAGGUAUUAUAUAUCGUGAUGAAGGAUUUAAAUAUUUAAUCUUUAUAAUAAUCAAACUGACUCAACAUGAACAAAAUUAUGAAUCUGACCAGACAAAGGUCGAUAUUUUAAAAUACACCCAGCUGAUACCUUAAUCCUCGUCAGGAGCAGUGCCUAAAAUGAGUCACCAUUACUGAGUACCACCACAUCUGAUGAGCACGGCCCACCACUGAGGUCAAAGGAAUUUAUUCCAAGGGAUAAACAAUAAUUACGUCUAAUAAAUGUCUGAAAAUAAAACAUUUGAUGCUUUAAUGCGAGGAAAAGUUCAGUUAUUUGGACUUCUGUGCUCAGUAAUGCUGGUGAGGUUCUCCUGAACCACUUUGUUACAGUGUCUUUGUGUAAAUACAGCUAUCUUAACGCUAAAAACCCGCACUGAAAAUAUCCUUAUUAAAAAAGAUAACAGAUGUGCUGAAUUGGGAUACUGGAACCUGGUUAAAGGUGACAGUGCUUGGACUCGACAGGGCUUUAUUUUCUCCCAAGAUAUGAGAUUUGAUUUAUAUUAUAUUAAGUAUGUUUAUUCAGUUAAUGUUAAUUAACUUUACAUUUCUUUUGGAAUAAGUGUUUGGUUGUUUUUUUUGUUAUUUGUAGUUUAUGUAUUAGUGUUAUUGUUAGUCUCCCCCUGUGUGUCAAAGCUGGUCUGAUCAGCCAGUAGUAAGUCCCCUUUGUUUGUCUUAUGGUAGGUCAGUUGCAUUUUUGAGUUGGUUAUGUUCAGAGCUUAAGUUUGGUUUGUUUGUUUGUUAGACCUCUGUAAGGGCCCAAACUUUAUCUUUAUUUUGUUGUAUUGAUUAUUUUUGGGUAAAAUAAAACCCCUUUUUGGAAAUUC
Dicentrarchus labrax (European seabass) is the source of this 3091-nucleotide messenger RNA. Its product is annotated as nuclear factor 7, brain-like. Lineage: Eukaryota; Metazoa; Chordata; Actinopteri; Moronidae. The transcript has a single exon. Gene Ontology annotation, molecular function: protein binding; zinc ion binding. The record is from RefSeq and is a predicted model, not a curated record. Bases 438 to 1841 code for a protein of 467 amino acids.